Perca fluviatilis (European perch) is the source of this 2445-nucleotide messenger RNA. RefSeq names its product cytohesin 4b (gene cyth4b). The transcript has 13 exons. The coding region runs from base 124 to 1323 and encodes 399 amino acids. NCBI's taxonomy places the organism in Eukaryota, Metazoa, Chordata, Actinopteri, Perciformes, Percidae. Gene Ontology annotation, molecular function: guanyl-nucleotide exchange factor activity. Gene Ontology annotation, biological process: regulation of ARF protein signal transduction. The record is from RefSeq and is a predicted model, not a curated record.
CUUUGAACACUGAAGUGUUAAUGCACACAUGUGAUGUGGUAGUCUUAUUGUCUUGAUAUCUCAACUUGACUGCAUGUAACAGUUUUGGCGUUUCCAAUUUUUGCUUUUUUCUCUUGGAUAUAAAUGACGGAUUGCCAAAUGGUUUCCUCAGAUUUUACAGCGGAUGAGAAGAUGGAGAUUGAAAGCAUUAGGACGUAUAAGGAAACCCUUCUGGAUGAUAUCCAGAAGUUAAAGAUGGAGAUAGACAACGUCAUGGCAGAUAUACUCAGCUUUGAGUCGUCAGAGGAAAACAGCAAGACCAUAGAAAAGAGCAAACAGUUGUCUGCAAAUGGGAAGAAGAAAUUCAACAUGGACCCCAAAAAGGGCAUCAAUUACCUGGUAGAGAAUAAGCUGCUGGAAAGAAGUGCUCAAUCCAUCGCUGAGUUCCUCUACAAAGAGGAGGGACUCAACAAGACAGCCAUUGGAGAAUUCCUUGGAGAAAGGGAGGAGCUCCACCUCCAGACCCUGAAGGCCUUCGUGGAGCUGCACGAGUUCUCCGACCUCAACCUGGUCCAGGCCCUCAGACAGUUCCUGUGGAGUUUCCGUCUGCCUGGUGAAGCCCAGAAGAUCGACCGCAUGAUGGAGGCCUUUGCCACGCGCUACUGUGACUGCAACACUCAUGUCUUCCAGUCGACCGACACAUGCUACAUCCUGUCAUUUGCCAUCAUCAUGCUCAACACCAGCCUCCACAACCCCAAUGUGAAGGACAAGACCACUCUGGAGCGUUUCUUCUCCAUGAACAGAGGCAUCAACAACGGGGAGGAUCUACCGGAAGACCUGCUUUCGAAACUGUACGAGAGCAUUCGCAACGAGCCUUUUAAAAUCCCAGAGGAUGAUGGGAAUGAUCUGACUCACACCUUCUUCAACCCUGACAGAGAAGGCUGGCUCCUUAAACUUGGAGGUCGAGUUAAGACGUGGAAGAGGCGAUGGUUCAUCCUGACUGACAACUGCCUCUACUACUUUGAGUUCACCACUGAUAAAGAGCCCAGAGGCAUCAUCCCUCUAGAGAACCUUUGUGUGAAAGAAGUGCCAUAUCCUCGCAAACCGUACUGUCUGGAGCUGUACAACCCCAACAGUCGAGGGCAGAAGAUCAAAGCGUGUAAAACAGAGACAGACGGCAGAGUGGUGGAGGGGAAGCACCAGUCCUACACCAUCUGUGCUCCCAGCGCCGAGGAGAGAGACUCCUGGAUCGAAGCCAUCAGAGCGAGUAUUACCAAGGAUCCGUUCUACGACCUGGUCUCAGUCCGUAAGAAGAAGGUGAUUAACCAAGCUCCUCAGGACUGAGCUCUCCAGUGCUCCCCAUGGACGUUUAUAGUACUGCCCCACAGCGGGAUUCAGCCUCCCUUUAAGUUGUGUUAAACACCGCGCAACAUGACUGAGCGAAGACAACGGAAGCUAGACACUGACAGUGGUCGUUUAGGCUAUAGGAGGGACUUCUCUUUCCACUUCUCUUUUUACAGACUAAACUAAACAGUGUCAAAGGGUGAAAACGAGCCACAAAGAAUGUGUGGAUACAUCUUGUGCCAUAAGAAGUGGAUUUUUGGUUGCCUGCUCCACAAGAUUUAGUUUCUUGGAUUAGGAAGAUAAAUUAAGCAAGUGAUGUCCCGGGAGGUCUACUGUCUGCAUGCCCUCUCAACGUCUGUCCAGUGGAUCAAUAUUUCCUGCAUGAAAAGAGUUCUACAUAAUAUGCUACUGUUCCGGUUAUGUGUCAUUAGAGGAGUGUUGCUAAUGCUUCAUUUUGUAAAUACAGAUAUUUUUUCAAGCAUUUAGGGGAAUUCAUUUUUUGUUUCUUGUUGGAAAGUUUCUCGUACUUUAUAGUGACAUAGAAUCUGCCUUAAAAUGCAGAAAACUCGUUCUAAUCAGACCAAUGAUUUCACUUACUACACUUAUAGCACAGUGCAAUAAGGCAAGGCAAGGCAAGGCAAGGCAAGGCAAGGCAACGCAAGGCAAGGCAAUUUACAAAAUUAAAAACAGAUAUGAAUCAGAAUACAGGCAUAAAAUUCACAGCACAGUACAAUGAAUUAAAAAUAGGCAACGUCAAAAAGAGAGGUAUUCAGCCUUGAUUUAAAAGAGCUGAGAGUUGUUGCUGACUUCCAGUCACCUGGACGUUUGUUCCAGAUAUGUGGAGCAUAAAAACUGAACACUGCUUCCCGCUUUUUGGUUCUGAUUCUGGGGACAGCAAGCAGGCCUGUCCCAGAUGAUCUGAGAGGUCCGGCUGGUUGAUAGUUUACAAGCAGAUCCGAAAUCUAUUUUGGCCCUAAACCGUUUAGUAAUUAAUAAACCAGUAGAAGUACUUUAAAAUCAGUUCUUUGAGGCACUGGAAGCCAGUGUAAAGGGUUCAGAACUGGAGUGACGUGAUCCACUUUCUUUGUCUUAGUGAGGACUCGAGCAGCAGUGUUCUGAAUC